ACCGGGGCCACUCAUAACUUAUAUAUGCCGUGGCAGAAUCUUUGUAAUGUCUGUGAUGUUUUCCUUGUGCAUCAAGGAGCAAGGUACGAUCGUUCGUGUCACCUUCUGUAAUCUCGGACGGUCGCCUUACCCGAGUGCGCAAUCGCGAUUAUGAGGCAAGGGUCAGAAAAUUGCUCUCUGGUAAGCCAAAUAUGCCAGGUUGGCUUGAGUGUCAUCACUUCCAGAAUCGACUAAUGGCGUUCCCGUCAGUCGACUGCCUGGCAAGGACAAGUGUAAUCGGAACUGGUGUUUGUUGGGAAUCCAGGCUCUCGGACUCGAAUAUCCCAGUAGUACUGGGUCGGCAGUGUACUAAAUGGCUUGAAGCCGAAGAGGGCCCUCGGAAGAAAUAUCUUGCUGGCGUUCCGCCCCCGGACGACCGACAGUGGGGCAGCCGGGCCGGGAAUGGUGGGGUUGAGAACUUGAAGGUGCCAGCGUCCAGCGACCUGGGCAGUUUAAAGUGCGCCGAGGUGGGACGGUCCCUGCAAAAGAAGACGUGCCCACAGUUCCCUGCAUACAAUGACCCCACUCAGUCAAACCCAUCAAACGUCACUUUCCCAACGCUUCUCGGAGGGUCGCGCCAUGUCUUUAACGGCAAUUUGCAUCUGCAGCUCGGUCGCAAUACUUUCCCCUCCUCCAACAAUGAGAACUUCUUGAGGGUUUCACUUGCAAAAAUGGCGCCCAGUCUUCUCUCUUACGUCCCAAUCGUCAACCUCUUCGUCUCAGACGGCGAAAAGGCGCAAAUCAUCAACAUUCCCCCUGUCGAAGUUCACGAUGUCGAGACCGACCACGACCGGCGAGCGAGAUGCCUCAAGCACCUGCUGAGAGCCAACCACGUCAACCACUCCAUAAUCUACCACAACCUCCAAUUCGACAACCACACGGCACACGUUCUUUCGUCUGCGUAUCUGCUAGGUGCGAACGACCGCCAGCUCCAGAAUAUCUACGAAGCCGAAGCGAAGGAGCUGGAGCCAUGGAAGGAGUCUCCCGCCGAGGUCACUGAUGAUGACUGGAGAGACCUCCUCGGCGACAAGACAUACCAGAGGGCCUACGUCGACUUCUUCGAGGACUCUUUGGCAAAUAACUCCUACGAGUGGAAGAAGGUUGUCGAUGAGUUCAUGUUCACUGGCGACGAGCCUCUGGUCCAUGGGCUUAUUGGUGGUCUUGGCCACCCCCUCAUCCACCUCGGAUACGCUUACGAGAUGAAUUCCAAGGAGAUCGCGAUCGAGGCACUAGCAUUGGCUGCCACGCAAUACAACUUUUUCCACCGAUACCUCGACGACAAGAAAUACACGAAACCGUCACCGUUUAGCUCAAAGUCGACGUUCGAGCUGAUUCACAAGAUCGCAGAUGACAAGCGACUCGAUGGAUUGUUCAAGGAACCGUCCUUGGGCAACCUCGACGUCUUGUUUGCAAAGCACGAAGACAUUGUCAUGGAAUACUGGAAUGCCUGGACCAUCACAGACCCGGUGAAGCAGUUCGAAGAGUCACAGGAGCUUGCGGUUGCGCUCCUCGUCGCAACCAUACCCCGCGGCACCCACGGAUAUAACUUCUUCACGGUGCAUCUCCUCACCACGAGCCACGCCGUCCGAAUUCUUCUCCCGGUGAUUCCGGCCAAGUUUCACAUAAGCUUAGUAAGGGAGUGGUGGUUGCUCGUACUCGGUGUCUAUAUCUCCCUAUUGCGGCCAAAUAUCGACCCCGAUAAUGUAGAUACGGAUUUGAAGCAACGUCACUGGAGACAUGUUGAGCACGAGGCUCUGAACUCUCAAUGGGCCACCGACGCCCACUAUGUCAAAGCGAUUCGCGCCAUGAAAGAGGCUUCUAGGACCUGGGGUGACGUACAUGAGCGGUACCUGGCGUCUGCUCUGACGUUUGUCGACAACUUCCGUGGGUGGACUUUUGGAGCUGCUGACUUGAAGUCUGGGGGUAACUAUUGAAGCAAACAUGCUCUUGGGAACGAAUUUGUCCUGAUGCGUGGCGCAUAACGGGGAACAAGCUGGAUUCACUUAGCUUGGACUGUCUUUAAUUUAUCCUUACUGUACAACAUCUGGGUACAUAGCAUGGGAAUGACUUUGAAUGUGU
This is a messenger RNA of Colletotrichum acutatum, 2118 nucleotides long. RefSeq lists its product as uncharacterized. Gene Ontology annotation, molecular function: oxidoreductase activity. The record is from RefSeq and is a predicted model, not a curated record. NCBI's taxonomy places the organism in Eukaryota, Fungi, Ascomycota, Sordariomycetes, Glomerellales, Glomerellaceae. The transcript is spliced from 4 exons. Bases 192 to 1973 code for a protein of 593 amino acids.